UUUGACCGAGGCCAGACCAGGCGAGGCGGCUACUGUACUAGUAACUGACAUACUUCAACUGUUUCUCGCUUCUCCAGCGUAAAAGCUUACAUCCAUCGACCAUUCCAUUUCAUCCAGAGUCAAGAUGGUUUCUUUCUACGAAGGCCCCUUGAACGAGGCAAUCGCCACAUCGGUACAAGAGGCAAAGGUGCUGGGAUGCUUUGUCACCGGUAUGAUAUGGCAUCUCAUUAUCAGAUAAUCAGUCUCGUCAUAUGAUUGAUCACAUAACUGAUGAGAUGCUGUAUAGAUGAUGAAGAGGAAAGCAAAUUAUGGGAAACCGAUUUUCUUCAAGACCCGAUCGUGAGUGCCCAGCCUAUGAUCCCAGUAUGAAUGUCCUAUUAACUGUUUGGUUAGGUUACAUCGUUACUAUCAAGUCAAACCGUACUCUUGCGUCUCAUAGCAGGCUCUCAAGAGGCUGGAUAUCUGGCACAGAUUUUCCCCAUACCUAAGACUCCAACUUUUGUUCUUAUCAAGUAAGCUAUUUUUGAUUUCUUAUUAGUUCUGAGGCAAGAGAGUUAUCACUUGAGGAAGUGAAUUCGUUUGUCUCGGACUAAUUUCAAUCUACAACCUUUCAUACAUCUCCAAGAGCUUCCAGUGGACUCAUAUACUGAUUUCUAUCUAGAAAUGGUGAGCUCAAAGAGUAUAUGGCAUCGGGAAUUUCAAAAGAGGAGUUCGUCCGUCGAAUUAGCGUAGCUUCUCAAUCACAAGUUCCCGAGACGCCCUCAAGGACAGCUUCAGCAUCUCGUAAUUUACCACAAUCAUCCAAUGAUAGCCCAGCUACAACAUCGACCGCGCCAGCAACCUCAAACAGCACAACCUCAGCACCAAUAGAGUCACCCCCUUCAGCAAGUAAGAAGGGAAAGCAACCCGCCUCAGACCCACCCUCAGUACAAUCCACCAAAAAAGAGGACCCUCAGAAAAAGGCCGUAGACACAAAAUACGCCCUCCAAAGAAAAAAGGAACUCGAAGACGCCCGGAAAGAACGAGAACGUAUCCUCGCCCGCGUCGAAGCCGACAAAGCAGCGCGUCGUCAUGAAGCCGAACUACGCUCCAAAUCACGCGCCAACGUCCUCGCCCACCAACAAGAAGAAGCCACCAAAGCCCAGAGCUCCUCCAAUUCCCAGUCCAAAAAACCCGCUCACAGAGAAUGUGCUCUUCAAGUCCGAAUGUUUGAUGGCUCAACCAUUCGCUCCAAAUUCCCCUCGUCGGGAACCAUUCGGGCGGAUGUUAGGAAAUGGGUAGAUGCCAAUCUGGAAGGCGAUGUACCCUAUAAUUUCAAACAAGUCCUUACUCCCUUGCCCAACAAAGACAUCUCUUUGAACGAAGAAGAACAGGAUUUCCAGUACUUGGGAUUGACACCCAGCGCUACGUUGAUCCUAGUUCCUGUAAAGGAAUUUACAGAAGCUUACGGGAGCGGUGGCGCGACAGGACUUAUCUAUAAGGGCGCUUCAUUGGGACUCGGAAUCGUGUCUGGGGGUGUGGGGUUGGUGACUGGGACAUUGGGAAGUAUUUUUGGACCUGGUGGUGCGAAUGCGGGUGAGAGUGCGCAACAGCAGCCGAGUGGGGAGGGUAGCACUACUUCUGGGUCUGCAGUCUCGGGCUCUUCGAGAAUCAAGGUUAGGACUUUGAGAGACCAGGCAGAUGGACAGAAUGAGCAGAAAUUCUACAAUGGGAAUUCGGUAGGUUUGACUUUUUCAUUUCCUUUCCUUUCCUCUACUUUGGAAGUAAACGGAACAAACUAAUCUUCUUGAUAGUUGAGGCUUGAACCCAGGCGGGAUGACGAUAAGGACAAGGAUAAUUAAGGAGAUUCUUGCUUCUUGAGAGAGGAAUCCGAGACCAGGGUAGUGCAAGUCAUUUCAAGGCAGCGGCGACCGUAUUGCGUUUGGAUCUCCACUGGCGGCUCUUUUGGCAUCGGACAGUCAGAAGUGGCGAUUAUUAUUGGUGAACUUUCGGAUUUUACUCAUCUUCAAAUGGCGAUUUGGUGGUUUCCUUUGAUCAACCUGGUGGUCGUUCCACUGGUAACAUUGGCCGUUUUGUACUCUUACAUUCCGCAUAUCGCAGUCAUAAUAAAAUCUUAUAUCAAGAUGUUA
This is a messenger RNA of Hymenoscyphus albidus, 2129 nucleotides long. The record is from the annotation of a GenBank genome assembly. Lineage: Eukaryota; Fungi; Ascomycota; Leotiomycetes; Helotiales; Helotiaceae.